AUGGCUGGCCAUGAUCUGGACAAAAACAAUGCAUCCCUCCUCCCCACUGACAGCAAUUCUGCAUCGGUGGGGAAGCUGGCAUCCCUGGGCUUUAUCUCCUGUGUCAGCCUGGCUGGCAACCUCAUUUUUGCCUUCACUAGCCUAAAGGAUAGGAGCCUACACAGGGCACCCUAUUACCUGAUGCUGGACCUCUGCUUAGGAGAUGUGAUCAGGAGCCUGCUUUGUUUCCCUCUGGUGCUGAAGUCCAUCAGCAGCGGUUCCCAGUGGACGUACAGCAAAAGAACAUGUAAGAUGAUGGCCUUUGGGGCUGCCCUCCUUUGCUUUCAUGCUGCAUUUAUGCUGCUAUCUAUCAGCUUGACCAGGUACAUGGCUAUUGCUCACCAUAGGUUUUAUUCCAAGAGGAUGAAAGGUUGGGCGUGUGCCAUAGUCAUCUCCAUGGCCUGGAUUCUGUCUAUGGCCAUGGCCCUUCCUCCAGUCUUUGAAGUGGGAACCUACAAAUUUAUUAAAGAAGAGGACCAGUGUACGUUUGAACAUCGUUAUGUGAAGGCAAAUGAUAGUCUUGGCUUCUUGUUGAUGCUGUCCUUUAUUGUAGGAGCCACACACUUCAUCUAUAUGAAACUCCUCUUCUUUAUCUAUGACCACCGCAAAAUGAAGCCAGCCCAGCUCACUCCAGCUAUCAGCCAGAACUGGAGCUUCCAUGGUCCAGGAGCAGCCGGCCAAGCAGCAGCCAACUGGAUAGCUGGCUUUGGUAGAGGUCCGACCCCCCCAACUUUGGUAGGCAUGAGGCAGACCACCCAAAAUCAGUUUAAGAGACUACUGGUACUGGAGGAAUUCAAGCAAGAGAAAAGGCUUUCCAAAAUGUUUUAUGUGAUAACCUUCCUAUUCCUGCUCCUAUGGGUACCCUACCUGGUAGCCUGUUAUCUACGUGUAUUUUUGAAAGCAACAACUUUGCCUCGUAGCUACAUGACAGUGGCAGUCUGGCUAACAUUUGUCCAGGCAGGCGUCAACCCUAUUGUCUGCUUCAUGCUAAACAAAGAAUUAAGGGUCUCCUUGGUAGCUUACCUGCCUUGCAAAAGCCCCCAGACACAAAGAGAGAUAUACACUCACACAUAG
This is a messenger RNA of Bombina bombina (fire-bellied toad), 1113 nucleotides long. RefSeq names its product G protein-coupled receptor 27 (gene GPR27). The record is from RefSeq and is a predicted model, not a curated record. Gene Ontology annotation, cellular component: plasma membrane. Gene Ontology annotation, molecular function: G protein-coupled receptor activity. Lineage: Eukaryota; Metazoa; Chordata; Amphibia; Anura; Bombinatoridae. Bases 1 to 1113 code for a protein of 370 amino acids. The transcript has a single exon. Gene Ontology annotation, biological process: G protein-coupled receptor signaling pathway.